Messenger RNA from Pyricularia grisea, 1886 nucleotides. RefSeq lists its product as uncharacterized. Gene Ontology annotation, cellular component: membrane. Lineage: Eukaryota; Fungi; Ascomycota; Sordariomycetes; Magnaporthales; Pyriculariaceae. The transcript has 2 exons. The record is from RefSeq and is a predicted model, not a curated record. Gene Ontology annotation, molecular function: UDP-N-acetylglucosamine-dolichyl-phosphate N-acetylglucosaminephosphotransferase activity. Gene Ontology annotation, biological process: protein N-linked glycosylation; dolichol-linked oligosaccharide biosynthetic process. The coding region runs from base 272 to 1660 and encodes 462 amino acids.
CAAACCUGCCUGUCCUUCUUUCUUUUCGUGUCACUCAUUUCUCACAUCAAAGUUCAAGUCAGAUUGAGUCGCUCUAGUAUGCUGUGGUCUCAUUUACCAUCUCGCUGCUCCAAAUAAAGACAUUGGAAAUCUGCUGCAUACAUGCCCAGAACCAGAACCAGGAUACUAUUAUCUUUCUAGGGGUGCCACAGAAAAGCAAAUCAUCUGCAGCAUUGUCCGCCAAGAGUCUCAUCCUAAACUCUCCCGCCUGGUCGACGUGGAGUCGCCAAACAUGGCCGUCGGCAGUGAGCUUUCGACAACAGAAACCUUCAGCCUACUCUCGCUCUCUGCAGCAUGUGUUGCCAUCCUUGCAAACACAUUCCAGGGUGAUGGCGAGCCGCUGGUGGCUUCUCUUGCCCUGAGUGGCAUCGCUUUUGCAGCGAGCUUCUCCAUGAUCCGCUGGCUGGGACCAACCUUCAUGAAAGCCGGCAUCAAGGGUGCGGAUCUGAGCAAGGUUCAAAGGAGAGAGAUACCCGAGUGUAUGGGGGCCGUCUGCGCCAUCGUGUACCUCUUGAUGAUGAUCGUCUUCAUUCCAUUCCCGUUUUACAAGGAUAUUGUUGCGGCGACAAGUGGAGGCGGCAACCGUGAUGUCGUGCUCCACAUUGAGCAUGUUCAAGAGGGUCGGUUUCUUCACCGAUUUCCUCACAACAAGCUCGCAUCUUUUCUGUCUGCGGUUAUAUCUCUGCAGUCAAUCACACUUCUGGGCAUUGGUGACGACCUCUUUGAUAUACGAUGGAGGCACAAGUUCUUCAUUCCAGCGUUUGCCGCCAUCCCAAUCCUGGUCGUCUACUUUGUUGACUUCGGCGUCACCUCGGUCGUGGUCCCAAUCCCUCUACAGCCAUACCUUGGUGAGCUGUUACACCUGGGGCCUCUUUACUACAUAUACAUGACUGCCAUCGCCAUCUUCAGUCCGAAUAGCAUCAAUAUCUUCGCCGGCAUCAACGGCAUCGAAGUCUCUCAAUCCCUGGUGAUCGCUCUCCUCAUCAUCCUAAACGAUUGCCUUUACCUCUCUACGUCGUACCCCCACCCCGCGACUGACAGCCAUCUAUUCUCGCUAUACUUCCUUCUCCCCUUUGUCGGCGUCAGCAUCGCCCUGCUAUAUCAUAACUGGUACCCGGCCCGCGUAUUCGUCGGCGACACGUACUGUUACUUCGCUGGUAUGGUCUUUGUCGUUGUGAGCAUCCUCGGUCACUUCAGCAAGACGCUUAUCCUGCUGCUCGUCCCGCAAAUCUUCAACUUUGUCUACUCGGCACCUCAGAUCUUCGGCCUUGUCCCGUGCCCUCGCCACCGCAUGCCGCGCUUCCACGCCCGCACCGGCCUCAUGGAGCCCUCGGUGACUCCCUGGACCCCCGAGCGCCAGCCUCGAACCCCAAUCGCCGCCGCCAUGAGGCUCCUCGCUCGCUUCCGUCUCAUACGCCUGACUGAGGAUGCCGACGGUCGCUUCAUCGAGACGACCAACAUGACAAUCAUCAACUUGUGGCUGGUCUGGCGCGGACCCUUGACGGAGCGCCGCCUUGCCACUGAAUUGACCGUCGUUCAGGCUGUCGCUGGCCUGUUUGGCCUGUUUGUCCGGCACCGUCUCGCCCUGGUUGUAUUUAAGGAGGACAACUGGAGUAUCUGAGGCAGUAAUUGCAGUGUUCGGGCAGGAGAGGAUAUAACUUGGGGGCAAAUCGCACGCUUGCUUGCGUCAUAGGUACAGGUGUCCGGGGUAGUCGAUGGAUGUUAAUACAUUGGAAUGUAAUUUUAUGAGGGCUUUUUUUUUUUUUGUUCCUGAUCUCCGUAUGCUGGUACAUAUGCUCAAGACGUUCCAACGUCUUGUACAUUGUUCAAAUGAAAUUCCCUACGAG